AUGGAAGCCCCUUCAAUCGCCGGCAGCGCAGCAACCACCGCUGGUGCUGCUGGUGCUGCCGGUUCAGCAGGAGCAACAGGAGCAGGCACAGGCGCCCCUCCCCCUAUGAGCAUCGUCGACGCCGCGAGUGCUGCUCUCUCCGGCCGCAGCGCAGCUGCUGCCAAGGCCACCGACGAGAAGAAAGCCCAUGCGCGCGUAGCAGCGCACGCAGCAGGGCAGCGGGUGCCUAUCAAAGAAAACACAAAGCUGGUCCGAAGCGCGUAUACGUCCGGAGCGACGACGCGGUCGUUUACGUCUACGGUGUAUGAGCCGGUGACGACAACGGAGUAUGAGAUGGUGAGGGUGGAGAAGAAACCGAAGAAGAAGGGGUACUGUAGGGUGCACACGAGUGCGGGCGAUUUGAACGUGGAGCUGCAUUGUGAUAUUGUCCCACGGACGUGUGAGAACUUCUUGACGCUCGCGGAGAGGGGGUACUAUAAUGGCACCAUCUUCCACCGCUGCAUUCGAAAUUUCAUGAUCCAAGGAGGAGACCCCACCGGAACCGGCAAGGGAGGGCAGUCGGCGUGGGGAAAGGCGUUUCAGGACGAGUUUGACUCGCGGCUGGGCCACAGCGAGAGGGGCGUGCUCUCCAUGGCCAACAGCGGCCCUCACUCCAACGGAUCGCAGUUCUUUGUGCUCUUCAAGUCGGCGCCUCACCUGAACUACAAGCACUCGGUAUUCGGCCGCGUGGUGGGGGGCUUGGACACGCUAGCUGCCAUGGAGAGGAGUGCUGUAGAUGAUAAAGACAGGCCCCUGCACUCCGUGUUCGGGCGCGUGGUGGGGGGCAUGGAGACCCUGACUGCCAUGGAGAGGAGUGCCGUGGACGAUAAAGACAGGCCCCUGCGCACCUUGCCUCACCGCGCUCCUCCUCAACUGCAGGCAAUCUGUAGCGGUCCAUGUUCCCUGUGUAAACCCAUCACGAUAGAGAGCAUCACAGUGUUUGUGAACCCGUACACAGAGAAACCCAUCACAAUAGAGAGCAUCACCGUGUUUGUGAUGGGGAGGCAUGAUGAGAGCACAUCCCUCUGUUCUGUCCCCAUGCCUCCCCAUGUGCUCCUGCAGAAACCAGUCACCAUCGAGAGCAUCACAGUGUUUGUGAAUCCGUACACGGAGGUGGAUGCAGAGGCAGAGGCGGAGGAGGCAGCAGCGAGGGAGAAGGAGAAGGAGAGGAAGGGCAAGGAGCUGACGUGGGAGGAGCAACAGGAGUUGGUACGUUGCCGCGUGUGCUUCUGCUAUGUUUGUGUGUAA
Closterium sp. NIES-65 is the source of this 1287-nucleotide messenger RNA. Lineage: Eukaryota; Viridiplantae; Streptophyta; Zygnematophyceae; Desmidiales; Closteriaceae. The record is from the annotation of a GenBank genome assembly.